AUGGCUGGUAAGAGUCCUUCUAGUAGUCCUCGUCAUAACGGAAGGCAACAGGAAAAGAAAGAUUCAGAGCAGAACAAUUUCUUCAAACUGGGCGAGAUUCGAGUGGCCACUGAGAAAGACUGUGAACAUUUUAUGCACAUAGCGGACAGUAACGACGGAUGGAUCAGGAAAGUGGAGAAAAACGGGUUCACUAUAUACCAGAGAGAGUGCGACAACUCCAUGGUCAAAAUGGCGAAAGUCUGUGGUGUGUUCAAAGGUGUAAAGGCAUCCACAGCUUUCGACGUGAUUAUGGACAGUCAGUUCCGUAGAUCCUGGGACGAUAGUGUCAUAAACGACGCAGAUGUCUGCAAACUAGAUGACUGCAAUGAUAUCGGAUAUUACUCGAUGAAAUGGCCGGCUCCACUCAAGAACAGAGACUUUGUGAACCAGCGAUCGUGGCGUUGCUAUGGUGAAGACCAGUUCGUUUCUUUCAAUCACUCUGUCUCACAUCCUGAAUUGCCUCAGAAGAAGAACUUUAUUCGAGCUCUAUCCUACCUGACUGGGUUUGUGGUGAGGAGUGGAGACACUGGUUGUAACAUCACUUACGUCACCCAGUCUGACCCCAAAGGUAGCAUUCCGAAAUGGCUGAUAAACUUUGCCCUCAACAAGCUGGCCCCAGCUGUGUUUAGACAGCUGUACGUGGCCACCACUAAGUACGAGGCUUGGAAGGCUGACCACACACCAGGCCACAAGCCAUGGAGAUAUCCUGAUCAGAUCAAGCUGCCAUUAGUGGACCCGUCCCUCCUGAGUCAAGGCUCCGCCCCCACGCCCAUGCUAGAGACAAGAAACGAUGACGAACAAGAGGAAGAGGUCCCCAGUGAGGAGAGCAUGGAGCGUAUCGUGGAGGGUAUUGUUGAAAGCAUAGAGUUGAAGACUGAAAAGGCCAGCUAGUAUAUAUUAAUUUACGUAUUUAUUGUAGAUACGUGCAACGUGCAUUGAUUAGGAUGAUGUGAGAUUUUUGUUACUACAGCUGGUCGACUGAUUAUUAUAAUUUUCCGACACUUGUCGAUCUUUCAAAAUAAAUGUAUACAUCAACUGCA
This is a messenger RNA of Halichondria panicea, 1079 nucleotides long. Its product is annotated as START domain-containing protein 10-like. The record is from RefSeq and is a predicted model, not a curated record. Bases 1 to 930 code for a protein of 309 amino acids. The transcript is spliced from 7 exons. Gene Ontology annotation, molecular function: lipid binding. NCBI's taxonomy places the organism in Eukaryota, Metazoa, Porifera, Demospongiae, Suberitida, Halichondriidae.